Molecule: messenger RNA, 3546 nt
Organism: Engraulis encrasicolus (European anchovy)
Lineage: Eukaryota; Metazoa; Chordata; Actinopteri; Clupeiformes; Engraulidae
Exons: 6
Coding region: 542-1270 (242 amino acids)
Source: RefSeq, a predicted model, not a curated record
GGUAUUGACAUCAAACUUGUGCCACGUUACGAGCAUGUUGUUAUGGUGUAGUAAACAAAUCAUUUGGGAAAACAUCUCACUGUGGAUUGUGACUAGGCUACUCUAUGGCACGUUUCCUGUAACUUUUCAUAACAACAUCCAAACUCAAGCGCCGUGUCAGCUUGCCUCGGUCAUAUAUUCAAAUCGGCGAGGGUGAAGUUAUGUCAAGCCCAGAUUGUCCUGGAGUAAUCCGCUCUCUCUCUUUCUCUUUAUCGCGAAGAGCAAAGUCUGCCACUCGUAGAAGAAGUAGCCUACCUCACCAACGUCACGCGCAGUUUACAGAACUUCCAUCUCUCCAACAAUGAAGAGGAUGCUGCUGUAGUUCCCUAGUCUGUGUCACAGGAAGGAAACGCUCCAAAAACUCAAAGCCUGCUCUGCUCUAAACACAAUGAGCCUCCGCUGCUCCUUUUGUCACAGAAACUGGAACAAGAAACUAUAGACAGCAACACAUUCAACACAGAAAGAAGAGCUGGACACCAUUUGUUGCGAGAGAUCGAACGCAAUGGCUGCUGUGGAACAAUUCCACCCCGUAGCGCCUGAGCAGUUCGAAGAGUUCGAGGAGUGGUCGAGCAACGUGGCCCCAUCUGAUGGUUGCCUUGACGACUGGAGUGAUUUUAAUGACAGUUCGACCUGGGAAGGAGAAGGAGACAGACCUGCCUCACCUGUUCCUACUCAAAGGAGCACUGAGCCUGCGCACCAAUCCUCAGAGGGCUUUGCUGCUGAUAACCCAUGGGAUGUGUUCCGGGAGUGCUUCCCAACUGCGGAGAAGAGAGAGGAGGAUGAGGAAGAAGAGGGUUCGGCAGCUGUCCCCGCUGACCUCCACGUCCCUACGCUGGCCGAGCUGCUGAGGACCUCCACAGGCAUGCCGUUAGAGUCCGAGCAUAAGAACAGUAGGGCGCUGGGUGUGUGUAGUCGUCUGCUGUGUGAGGAGGCCUGUGUGAGGUUGUCGGGGCCCAAGCCCAACACAUACUCCCGCUCCCAGCUCAUCAACACACUACCCCUGGUCGACCCAGACACACACAAUGCAGAGGACAUGGCCCUCCCUGACAUGGAGCUGGAGCAAACUGAAAACCCUCCCGCUACACUUAUACAGACAAAGUUGGUGGCGCGCUCCCUGUGCCGCGAGCCGCCGGCCUUCAUGUAUCAGGUGUCCAUGCGCUGGCUGAGGCAGUGGAACGCCAACAUUCUGCUGCAGGCCGCGGACAACGCAGGCAAGGGCCUCCAUCUCUGACAUCACAUGAUCACAAACAUGUACCGCCUCAACACAAAGACUUCCUGGACUGAGACGGGUGUAGUAUCAAUAUCCUUCCUCUGGCUGCCACCUGCACACCUUCCUCCAUGUAGCUGCAGGCCGCAGGCAAGGGCCUCCAGCUCUGACAUCACAUGAUCACAAACAUGCGCCCUCAACACAGGCAAAGACUCCCUGCACUGAGACGGGCAUCGUAUCAAUACCCUCCCUCUGGCUGCCACCUGGGCACCCUCCUCCAUGUUGCAGGCAAAGAUUUCCUGCACUGAGACGGGCAUCGUAUCAAUAGCCUUCCUCUGGCUGCUACCUGGGCACCCUCCUCCAUGUAUGUACAGUAGCUGCAGGCAACAACACAGCCAAGGACCUCCUGCAAUGACAAAGGCUUUGUGUGGAUGUUCAAUAUCCCUACUCUUGGUGCUUCCACCCAUCUCCCAUGUCCUGCCUCCUGCCUUGACUCUGGACAUCAUCAAGGGCAUUAACAUGCAGGUGCAGGCCCUCCACGCACGGCAAGGGGCCUCCUGCACUGACAUCACAUGAUCACAAACUUGAAAAAGGCCAUACGGGCCGAAACAUUGUUUUCUUGAUAAAUUGCAGCACGAUGGACAAGAGUGUGCGGUAUCUUCUUCUAAAAAAUCACAUGAUCACAGACAUGCGGCUCAUAUGCUGGGCGCAGGCAACGCAGGCAAAUGCCUAACAAGCAAACUCCAAACAAGCAAAGGUCAGGAAGACUCGGAACAAGAAACCUCUUGGUCUAAUACGACCCGCACUUGGACAUGGACAUCUGGCAUAGCGGGCAUUUCCCAGUGGGUCCCGCAACCUCGUGGGCCCCGCAAUGUUUUUUUUCUUUCUAACUUUUCUGAAAAUAGGGGGCCCACAAGGGUGCGGGGUCCACCGGUGAGUCGGUUCUGCACCGCUAAUUAUGAUGGGCCCCUUUUAAGGCAACUCAAGUUGUGAUAGGCCACCGCUCAUCUGUUUAGAAGCUGCAGGAUUCAGUAGAAUUUUCUGUAUAAAAAGAAGACAAUCAGCACACUUCAGGUCUAUUUUUGUGCAAAGAAGCUUUACUUGACUUGCAAGCUUUCGGUCCUUAGACCUUCAUCAGGCAGAGUGCAUACAAACAGUGCUUGUGGUUAAUAUACAUCAUUAUAGAGCUCUUCAGCGUUGACGUCAACUUGUAUGCGGCGUUUGGACUUCCGGUUCGAUGGCGAUUUUUUACAUUGCAAAACGCCAUAGAGAUUCAGGUUUGGCAAAAAUAUAAGUUGCACGGCAACAACGAACAUUAGCGUGUCCCCGCAUCCCUUUCUCAUUAGUGGAACGGAUCGUAUCAUCAUGUUGGUGUAUUCACAUGUUAAAUCAUGACGAUUAUAAUUCAAUAUUGCUAACCCCUUUCUGAUCAUUAAAACUUCCGAACUACAUACUUUCCUUUGGUUGCCAUGGGUACAAGCCUCCGCACGUACAUGCCGUUAGAUACAGGCACCGCUUCUGUAGUCGCCAAAAGCUUCCGGGUUUAGCAUAUGGACGCAACAUCGUAUUUAUGUCGAAGUUUGACACAAAAUGAUCAACCAUGUCAUACCUACAGCCUAUUUUUAACACCCUCGACAGUUUGCGGGGGUUCGCUAAGCGCGUGCUUGCACUCGGAGCUUAUUUGAAAUUUACCCCUAUUCAUUCCCAAUGGAGGCCGGAAGCCGAUACGAACCAGGAAGUCCUUAAAUGCUAACAUGAAAGACUACAAUCUACUACAUGCUUCCGUGUUACUGAAGAACUCUAUUGGCACCUGUGGUGCAGCACUCUGAGUCAGUGAAGCAUUCUGGGAAAUGUAGUGAAAGACAAAUAUGAAACAUAAACAGAGAAAACAAGAACAAGUCCAUGCUUUGCAAGUCCCCUUUUAAGGCAAAAAGUGCCCAGGCCCUAUUUCUCCCCCAGUUCAGCCCUGGAUACAACCAGCACUUGGACACGGCCAAGGGCACCCUGCAUCACACUACUGACACAGACUUGCAAGCAAAAGAACUUAUAACACUGAUACUUACCUACACACUGUGACGUGACCAAGGGACUCCUCUAAUAAACUACUGAUGGACAAGUGCUGCUGCUCGUCGAAAGGACUUCUUGCAAUUAACCACUCACAAGUACUGUGUGGCAUGACGAAAGAUGCCUGAACAAGAUCUAUGAUCGAAACGUUGCUCCUAAUAAAUUAAGUCUUUUGCCCGCAGUGUGCAGAUCCUCUCCCAGGGUACAUGUGGCACAAUAAACUUGACAUGUCAAAA